GGUUUCUAAUCAAACGUCCACAGAUAAAAAUGUCGUCUUGCGUAAGCGGCGGCGGCGCCUAUAGCUUUGAGUUAGAAAUGAUAAAAUCGCCGCCGUCACACAACAUUCCUUCACCGUCAUCUACAAUCUCCGAGUCAAACUCUCCUCCGUUCUCAAUCUCCACGAGAAGGCCACGAACUCCACGGAAACGUCCGAACCAAACAUACGACGAAGCUGCGGCUCUUCUCUCCACCGCUUACCCAAAAAUCUUCUCUUCCAAGAAAGCAAAAACUCAGAUUUUCGGCAGUAACAAAUCUCCUCUAAGUGAUUACGACGAAGCUUCUCAGUUGCUUCUUCCGUACGCAUCCAUCGAGGAGAACGAGUUCCUGUUCAAUCCCACUAUUCCAACGAAAGCAGAACACUUCUUGGAGCAUAAGGAAGUCAGUUUUGAUGACUCGGAGGUGAUUAGGUUUGGGAUUUUAGAAGAUUUCGACGCGGAAUCGAUUUUAGAUGAAGAGAUUGAAGAAGGGAUCGACAGUUUUAUGGGGAAUAUUGAAUCCAAUCACGGAGAUUCUGGCAGAAUCGGUCGAUUAGAGGAAAUUAUGAAGAAUGCUUGGAACGGAAGGUUUCGUUUAGGGCUUGGUUUGAGGAGUUCUCUCCGAGAAAACGACGACGGGAACUGGUGGAAAUUUCCCACCGUGGAAUUUGAUCAGAUCUCGCCGAGAAUUCAGACCGCCACCGCAGCUGAUGAUGGUCAAUCCAAUGUCGUCGAUAGUAUUAAAAAUAAAACGAUUGUGACGGCGGAGGGAGACAAGAAAAAGAAAAAGAAGAAGAAAAAGAAAGUGGCUCCGGUGGCGGCGGAAUCAAAGAGCUCUGAAGUUCCGGACUCGAGUACAAAGAUGGAGCAGAGAGUGAGUCCGUUGUUGAAGCUCGACUACGAUGGGGUUUUAGAGGCUUGGUCAGGUAAGGAGUCACCGUUCUCCGACGAGAUUCUGGGUUCCGACGCCGCCGGAGUCGAUUUUCAUGCAAGGUUGAGUGAGAUAGAUUUGUUCGGAGAAAGUGGAAUGAGAGAAGCAAGUGUGUUAAGGUAUAAAGAGAAGCGAAUGAACCGACUCUUCUCAAAAAAAAUCCGAUAUCAAGUUCGCAAACUCAACGCCGAUCAACGCCCGCGUAUGAAGGGACGAUUUGUGAGAAGGCCCAACGCAAGGCAUUUAAGUGGGCUACGAUUAUAAGAAUAAGAGCCGAAAAAACUUAAGCUCUUUGAUUCUCUUUUGGUUUUGUUUAUUCACGUUUAGUUGUUUUGUUUUUGCAGACUUUUGCAAUUUCGGUCUCCAUUUUUGUUCCUUUUUACUAGCCCCCUCUUGUUUUUUUCUGUCCUAAGGGAAUGGGGAAGAAAUUAGUUGAUUCGAUACAGUUAAGAAUCAUAACGAAUACAACUUUAUUUUGUCU
This is a messenger RNA of Arabidopsis arenosa, 1428 nucleotides long. NCBI's taxonomy places the organism in Eukaryota, Viridiplantae, Streptophyta, Magnoliopsida, Brassicales, Brassicaceae. The record is from the annotation of a GenBank genome assembly.